UUCAACAUUUGUGAAGUGGCUGCCUCACCCGGUCGGACCGGAGGCCGUCUGGUCUCUGAUCUGGUCUCAGGAGUCAGCGGACCGCGCUCCGUCGGCGCCAGGCUGUGCGCUUCUCGGAUCACACCCGAGCCGCCAAGCGCUCUGGCGAUGGAGAUGAUGGAGGGAGACGUUAUGGACAAGCUGGAGGACAUGUCAUCGGUGUACGACUUCGACCCGAUCACCGGCAACAUCCCCGCUACCAAAGUGGAGAUCACCGUCUCCUGCAGAAAUCUGCUGGAUAAAGACACAUUCUCAAAGUCAGAUCCAUUGUGUGUUCUCUAUACGCAAGGUGUCGAAACCAAACAGUGGCGAGAGUUUGGCAGAACGGAGGUAAUAGACAACACCCUAAACCCCGACUUUGUUAGAAAGUACAUCUUGGACUACUUUUUUGAGGAAAAGCAGAACCUUCGCUUUGACUUGUAUGAUGUUGACUCCAAAAGCCCAGACCUGUCCAAACAUGACUUUUUGGGUCAGAUGUUCUGCACUCUUGGGGAGAUUGUUGGAUCACCAGCCAGUCGACUGGAGAAACCACUGGGAGGGAUCCCAGGGAAGAAAUGUGGCACCAUCAUCCUGUCUGCAGAGGAGCUGAGCAACUGUCGAGAUAGUGCCACGAUGCAGUUCUGUGCCAACAAGCUGGAUAAAAAGGACUUCUUUGGCAAGUCGGACCCUUUCAUGGUUUUCUACAGAAGCAACGAGGAUGGAACGUUCACUAUCUGCCACAAAACAGAGGUGGUGAAGAACACAUUAAAUCCAGUGUGGCAGCCUUUCACCAUCCCAGUACGAGCGCUCUGUAACGGAGACUAUGACAGAACAAUCAAGGUGGAGGUGUACGACUGGGAUCGGGAUGGGAGCCAUGACUUCAUUGGGGAUUUUACGACCAGCUACCGAGAGCUAGCUCGAGGGCAGAGCCAGUUCAAUGUGUAUGAGGUGAUUAAUACCAAGAAGAAAAUGAAGAAAAAGAAAUAUGUCAACUCGGGAACAGUGACCCUGCUCUCGUUCUCAGUGGAGUCAGAGUUCACAUUCUUAGACUACAUCAAAGGAGGGACGCAGAUCAAUUUCACUGUGGCCAUUGAUUUCACAGCAUCUAAUGGUAACCCCUCCCAGUCCACUUCACUGCACUACAUGAACCCCUACCAGCUGAAUGCCUAUGCCAUGGCACUGAAAGCUGUUGGGGAGAUCAUUCAGGACUAUGACAGCGACAAGAUGUUUCCCGCUUUAGGCUUUGGAGCCAAACUGCCGCCUGAUGGCCGGGUGUCACAUGAGUUCCCUCUGAAUGGAAAUAUGGAAAAUCCUUAUUGCAACGGCAUUGAAGGCAUAUUAGAGGCGUACCAUCAGAGUCUGAAGACAGUGCAGUUGUACGGGCCAACCAACUUCGCUCCUGUGGUGAAUCAUGUUGCCAGAUAUGCGGCGGCAGUGCAGGACGGUUCUCAGUACUUUGUGCUCCUCAUCAUCACGGACGGCGUCAUUUCAGACAUGGCCCAAACCAAAGAGGCCAUUGUAAAUGGGGCCAAGCUUCCCAUGUCCAUCAUCAUAGUUGGAGUGGGUCAGGCCGAGUUUGACGCUAUGGUGGAACUAGAUGGUGAUGACAUCAGGAUCUCAUCCCGAGGGAAGCUGGCAGAGAGAGACAUUGUGCAGUUUGUUCCCUUCAGAGAUUAUAUGGACCGGACUGGUAACCAUGUGUUAAGCAUGGCGCGGCUCGCUAAAGAUGUGCUGGCGGAAAUCCCCGACCAGUUCAUCUCUUACAUGAAGAGCCGGGGGAUCAAACCCAACCCGGCGCCUCCUCCCUACACGCCGCCCGGACACCAACACCACCACACCCAGAUCUGA
This is a messenger RNA of Stegastes partitus (bicolor damselfish), 1866 nucleotides long. It is a transcript of the gene cpne5b, whose product is annotated as copine Vb. Gene Ontology annotation, biological process: cellular response to calcium ion. The coding region runs from base 148 to 1866 and encodes 572 amino acids. The record is from RefSeq and is a predicted model, not a curated record. The transcript is spliced from 20 exons. NCBI's taxonomy places the organism in Eukaryota, Metazoa, Chordata, Actinopteri, Pomacentridae. Gene Ontology annotation, cellular component: plasma membrane. Gene Ontology annotation, molecular function: calcium-dependent phospholipid binding.